Molecule: messenger RNA, 450 nt
Organism: Chrysemys picta bellii (western painted turtle)
Lineage: Eukaryota; Metazoa; Chordata; Testudines; Emydidae
Source: RefSeq, a predicted model, not a curated record
GCUGUUUACAAAUCGGACCUGGAAUGGCUGAAGGGUACAGGCUGGGUCCCCAUUGGUUCCAUGGAUGUUGAGAAGGUUAAGAGAGCUGGAGAAAUCCUGAGUGAAAAGCAGUACCGCCAGCCCCCAGACCAAAUCAAAUUUACCAGUGUGACCGAUUCCCUGGAGUUGGUUUUGGCAAAGCAAAAUGCUGAGACAAUGAACAAGCGUUUAUACACAGAAGCCUGGAAUGCUGACAAAACCACAAUUCAUGUCAUGCCAGACACUCCGGAGAUUUUGUUGGCAAAAGCCAAUUCAGCUAACGUUAGCCAGAAACUUUACACACAAGGUUGGGAAGAAUCCAAGAUGACGGAUUAUGAUAUAAGAGCUGAUUCAAUUCCAAUUCGAAGUGCAAAGGCAUCAAGAGAUAUUGCUAGUGAAGUAUGUGCUGCUUCUGCUAAUCUAUCAUUUUAA